Messenger RNA from Mesoplodon densirostris (Blainville's beaked whale), 1562 nucleotides. RefSeq names its product enoyl-CoA hydratase domain containing 2 (gene ECHDC2). Gene Ontology annotation, molecular function: enoyl-CoA hydratase activity. Gene Ontology annotation, biological process: fatty acid beta-oxidation. The transcript has 10 exons. Bases 112 to 1005 code for a protein of 297 amino acids. Gene Ontology annotation, cellular component: mitochondrion. The record is from RefSeq and is a predicted model, not a curated record. NCBI's taxonomy places the organism in Eukaryota, Metazoa, Chordata, Mammalia, Artiodactyla, Ziphiidae.
UCGGCCCAUAGGCGGCGCGGUUUACGAAGGCCUGGGGCUGAGCGGCAAGCUUUCAGCCGGAGAGGAGGGGGUGGUGGAGGGGCCGAGAGGCACCUUCCCAGACUGGUCCGGAUGCUGCGCGCCCUGACCAGCGCCCUGCGCCUUCGGAGCCCCCGGAGGCCCCUUGAGGCCCGUGGCUGCGCCGCCAAUCUCGCGGCCGCAAACCGCGAGAUCCAAGUGUGCGCUCUGGCGGGUCCAGACCAAGGAAUCACUGAGAUUUUGAUGAACAGACCAAGCGCCCGCAAUGCCCUGGGGAACGUCUUCGUUAGUGAGCUGCUGGACGCUCUGGCCCAGCUGCGGGAGGACCGGCAAGUGCGUGUCCUGAUCUUCAGAAGUGGAGUGAAGGGUGUAUUCUGUGCAGGUGCAGACCUGAAGGAGCGGGAGCAGAUGAGUGAGGCGGAGGUGGGGGUCUUUGUCCAGCGGCUCCGAGGCCUGAUGAAUGAGAUUGCAGCCUUCCCUGCGCCCACCAUUGCAGCUAUGGAUGGGUUUGCCUUAGGUGGAGGCCUGGAACUGGCCCUGGCCUGUGACCUCCGAGUGGCAGCAGCUUCCUCAGCUGUCAUGGGGCUGAUUGAGACCACCCGAGGACUCCUCCCAGGAGCAGGAGGGACUCAGAGGCUGCCUCGAUGCCUGGGGGUGGCCCUGGCGAAGGAGCUCAUCUUCACAGGCCGACGACUGAGUGGGGCCCAGGCCCAGGCUCUGGGGCUGGUGAACCAUGCUGUGGCCCAGAAUGAGGAGGGCAACGCCGCCUACCACCGGGCACGAGCACUGGCCCAGGAGAUCCUGCCCCAGGCCCCCACUGCUGUGCGGCUGGGCAAAGUAGCCAUUGACCGAGGAACAGAGGUGGACAUUGCAUCAGGGAUGGCCAUUGAAGGGAUAUGCUAUGCCCAGAACAUCCCGACCCGGGAUCGGCUGGAAGGCAUGGCUGCCUUCAGGGAGAAGCGGCCCCCUAGAUUUGUUGGCGAGUGACUUCCUUUGAACCUUAAGCAUGGGAGAUGCACAGCUUACAGGGAAGGAUCCAGAAGGAAAAUGUGCAGCGCGCCUGCCCUCAUCAUUUCACCUCUCUAGGCUUCAGUUUCCUCACAAGGACAAUGAUCGAUAUAGAAUGACUGGCAUGGUGCCUGGCACUAAGGUGCUGGCUAUGCCACCUAUUGCUACCUUCGUCAUUCCUCACCCAGGCUAGACAAUCACUGGCGUCGGGUUGGCUUUGGAGAAUACCUGUCUCUCCCUAGUAGAACGAUCAACUAAGGACAAAACAGACCCCUCUGGGCCUUUAUAUCGCUGGCACUCAAGCCUGACCUCUGCAUAUCAGUUAUUAGGUGCUCACCAGAGAUGACAGGAGGUUGUAAGAACCACCCCCAACUACCCUGUUUCUUCCUCCGUACAGCAGAGAUAAUAAGGAAACCCUGGCAGUGGUUGAAUAGGCCCAGCUCUCUGCCAGUUACUCACUGUGUGCCUCAGCCUCCUCAUCUAUAAUGAAACUGUUGGGAGGACUAAAAAAAUAAUAAAAUGCCUGAUGUUCAAUA